AUGCACCGCCGUCACACCACGCUGAGGGAGAAGGGCCGUCGGCAAGCCGUCCGCGGCCCAGCCUACAUGUUCAACGAGCGUGGCACCAGCCUGACGGUAGAGGAGGAACGCUUCCUGGAUGCUGCGGAGUAUGGCAAUAUCCCUGUGGUGCGCAAGAUGCUAGAGGAAUCCAAGACGCUCAACGUCAACUGCGUGGACUACAUGGGUCAGAAUGCUCUGCAGCUGGCUGUGGGCAAUGAGCACCUGGAGGUGACAGAGCUGCUGCUGCGGAGGGAAGGGUUGGCACGAGUCGGUGACGCUCUGCUGCUGGCCAUCAGCAAGGGCUACGUGCGCAUUGUGGAAGCCAUCCUGGGCCACCCUGCCUUUGCCGGGGGCCUGGAGAGGGAGCUGCGCGAUGACGACUUCUACGCCUACGAUGAGGACGGCACACGCUUCUCACAUGAUGUGACUCCCCUGGUGCUGGCGGCACACUGCCAAGAGUACGAGAUCGUGCACAUCCUGCUACGGAGGGGCGCACGCAUCGAGAAGCCCCACGACUACUUCUGCAAGUGUACCGAGUGCAGCGCCCGGCAGCGGCGUGACCCCUUCAGCCACUCGCGGUCCCGCAUGAAUGCUUACAAGGGCCUGGCCAGCCCUGCGUACCUAGCGCUGUCUAGUCCCGACCCCGUGCUUACUGCCCUGGAGCUGAGCAAUGAGUUGGCGCGGCUUGCCAAUAUCGAGACCGAAUUCAAGAAUGAGUACCGCAAGCUUUCCAUGCAGUGUAAGGACUUUGUGGUGGGAGUGCUGGACCUGUGCCGGGACACAGAGGAGGUAGAGGCCAUACUGAAUGGCGAUGUGGACCACCAACCAACUAGAGAGCACCACCGCCCCUGCCUCAGCCGUGUCAAGCUUGCCAUCAAAUAUGAGGUCAAAAAGUUUGUAGCGCAUCCCAACUGCCAGCAGCAGCUUCUCACCAUCUGGUACGAGAACCUGUCAGGGCUACGGCAGCAGUCCAUCGGGGUCAAGUGCUGGACCGUGCUCGGAGUUACCGUGGGCCUUCCGUUCCUGGCCAUCGCCUACUGGAUCAUGCCCUGCAGCAAGUUGGGUCAGAUCCUCCGUAGCCCGUUCAUGAAGUUUGUGGCCCAUGCGGUGUCCUUCACCAUCUUCUUGGGCCUCCUGGUGCUCAACGCGUCGGACCGCUUCGAGGGGGUCAAGACCCUGCCCAACGAGACAGUUACUGACCACCCGCGACAAAUCUUCCGAGUUAAAACCACCCAGUUCACCUGGACCGAGAUGCUCAUCAUGAAAUGGGUCCUGGGAAUGAUCUGGUCGGAGUGUAAGGAGAUCUGGGCAGACGGGCCACGGGAGUAUGUGAUGCACCUAUGGAACGUGUUGGACUUUGGCAUGCUCUCCAUCUUCGUGGCGUCCUUCACGGCUCGGUUUAUGGCUUUUCUGAAGGCCUCCAAUGCCCAGCUCUAUGUGGACUUGCACGUUCCCAACAGCGACCUGAGCAACGCCUCCCUGCCGGCUGAUGUGGCCUACUUCACCUACGCAAGGAACAAAUGGCGACCCUCGGACCCCCAGCUGAUCUCAGAGGGCCUGUAUGCCAUCGCGGUGGUACUGAGUUUCUCUCGCAUUGCCUACAUCCUACCUGCCAAUGAGAGCUUUGGCCCCCUGCAGAUCUCCCUGGGCCGCACCGUUAAAGACAUCUUCAAGUUCAUGGUCAUCUUCAUCAUGGUGUUCGUGGCGUUCAUGAUCGGCAUGUUCAACUUGUACUCCUACUACCUGGGGGCCAAGUACAACCCAGCCUUCACCACUGUGGAGGAGAGCUUUAAGACGCUGUUCUGGUCCAUCUUCGGCCUGUCGGAAGUCAUCUCCGUGGUCCUCAAGUACGACCACAAGUUCAUUGAGAACAUCGGCUAUGUGCUGUAUGGGGUAUACAACGUGACUAUGGUGGUCGUUCUGCUCAACAUGCUCAUCGCCAUGAUCAACAACUCCUACCAGGAGAUUGAGGAGGAUGCUGACGUGGAGUGGAAGUUUGCCCGCUCCAAGCUCUGGCUGUCUUACUUCGACGAAGGCCGUACCCUCCCAGCCCCCUUCAAUCUGGUGCCCAGCCCCAAGUCCUUCUACUACCUGGUCCAGCGGUCCAAGCAGUGUGUGGUGAGACUGUGCAAGGCCAAGGCCAGGGGGCAUGACAGCGAGGUGGAGAUGGGCAUGCUCAACUCGCGCUCCAAGCUCUUUCGUAUUUAUUACACACCAGCGCACCCCAGAGCCCUAGAUGACCUACAAGUGAAAAAACCCAUCAAGCACCCAACCAGAUACCAGAAAAUCAUGAAACGGCUCAUUAAGCGCUAUGUGCUGAGAGCCCAGGUGGACAGAGAGAAUGAUGAAGUCAAUGAAGGCGAGCUGAAGGAAAUCAAGCAGGACAUCUCCAGCCUCCGCUAUGAGCUCCUGGAGGAGAAGUCCCAGGCCACGGGUGAACUGGCCAGCCUCAUCCAGCAGCUCAGCGACAGGUUCGGGAGAGACACCAAGCAGCCAUGAAGCAGGCCCAGAUGUCCCGGGGUUCCUGCCGAGAAAAGUGGUGCAAAAUGCUCAGAAAGUGAGCUCUGGAGAAAUCCACACACCACGCAGAGGUUAAAGGUUAAAGUGUAUGUUAACAGCAGUGAGUACAGUGCUGCUCAGUGACACUUCCGUCAAAAGAGAAAAGUAAUGACUUUGGGAAUAGAGGGGCCAGAGGGGGAGCCGCAUCACAUCCGUUCUGAUUAAACGCAAACAGAGGUGCUUACUGGACUGGAUCGGACCGGCAGGAAGGACAAUUUGGCCACACCCUCGUCAGGGAUGUGAGAUGUGUGUAUGUUUGCGUGUCUUUGUGUGUUUAAAUAGUGGGGGUAGUGUGUGCGAGACACCAUCUGGCUCCCCCGUAACACUGCCGAUAUCACAGCGGCACAACACUGCGGACUCAGUGUGCGGCUCCGCAGAUCCGGCGUGCGCACCGGUGGGCCCUGCGCAGCUCUGCGGGCUUCACGCGCA
Messenger RNA from Scleropages formosus (Asian bonytongue), 3009 nucleotides. RefSeq names its product transient receptor potential cation channel, subfamily C, member 7b (gene trpc7b). The record is from RefSeq and is a predicted model, not a curated record. Gene Ontology annotation, molecular function: inositol 1,4,5 trisphosphate binding; protein binding; store-operated calcium channel activity. Bases 1 to 2520 code for a protein of 839 amino acids. The transcript has 12 exons. Gene Ontology annotation, cellular component: cation channel complex; plasma membrane. Gene Ontology annotation, biological process: single fertilization; regulation of cytosolic calcium ion concentration; calcium ion transmembrane transport. Lineage: Eukaryota; Metazoa; Chordata; Actinopteri; Osteoglossiformes; Osteoglossidae.